AUGUUUUAUUUUUAUUAACAGGAUAAAACAUCCAAUGCAUUUUUAGAGAUGGCAAAUACUGAGAAGGAAAUGCAUUUGCAUACUAACAGCGAAAAUGCUUCAGAUCCUAUAACUGCCGAGGACACGGUGCCUUUACAUUCUAAUGCCUUAUGUUCAAAGAAAAAACAAUCAGAGACUCCAAAAGCAGUUCUCAGGCGAUCCAGCCGUCUUAUGAGUUCUGUAAAACCUAUUCAGAGCCAAGUCCCUGUUCCUGUUGCCCAGCAUGUAGAUCUCGUCGACAAUGAAGAAGAAGAAGAAGAGCCAAAUGUUCAGCAAGUUAGUGCUAUGCCAAUCAUGGUUGAAAGAAGUGUGGAAGAAAAUGCUGACCAUAUUGUUCGAUCUAUUGAUGAAUAUGACUCUGAGAACGGUAAACAGGUUACUGAAAGACCAAUUAAGUGCCCCUCUGCUAGUGUGAACUACAAAAGAUUAUACUUUGACUCACAAAAGAAGAUUGAUUUCUUAUUGGAGGAAAAUUUACGGCUAGUCAAGAAUUUGGAAUUUUGUCGUGGAAAGAUUGAAGUGUAUGAGAAGAUGAAGGAUGUUAUGGCUAGUCCAGAGGACGUGAUUUUGAUCAACAACUCAGGAAAGGCAACUGAACACACAGCAAAUUUAUUACCUCAAAUGAUGGCGGGAAAUUGCAGCUCUCUGACUGCUGUCGCUGCUCCUGAUGCUGUUGAUGAUCUUAAGAAAUCUGUUAAGCAAAGGAAGUACAGUCACAAAGAGAAAAAGACUAAGUCUUGAUGUUGCUUAGUACUUUUUGUUACUACAACGGUAGUUUAGGUAGCCUUCAAACUUAAAUCCUUGAGGUUUCAUUUUCUGGAUGAGCAAAUCUUUGUAGUAAUAACUCUAUGUCUUCUCUUUUUGAAUGUUUUGCAAACUAUGUAAUGGUACUAUGUACUAUUGAAUAGAAUUCAUGGGUUGAUGAGAAGAAUGAAUGUUCUUUUUCUCAGAAAUAUAAUGCUGAAUCUGACAAUUUCUUGUUAGAUUCCUGGGUUUGAGGUUUAUUUA
Molecule: messenger RNA, 1047 nt
Organism: Olea europaea var. sylvestris
Lineage: Eukaryota; Viridiplantae; Streptophyta; Magnoliopsida; Lamiales; Oleaceae
Exons: 4
Coding region: 49-780 (243 amino acids)
Source: RefSeq, a predicted model, not a curated record